AUGUCUGCAUCAAGUUCCGAUUCCGGCUCGGAGUCGGACGACGAAGCUCAAGCUGCUCUCGAAUUACAAACCCUAGAAAUGGAGCUCUCGACAAGAAGCAGCGAAGCAGUGGCGCAUUUCGCCGGACGGAACUCAGUCGUCGUCGGCCUCCAAGGGAGGAUUAUUCAAGAGGAGAUAAUGAAACUAGAGUCUCAAAAAUUAGAAUAUGGGGUUUACGAUUUUGAUCAGGAUGCAAAGUUCAUGUCAACGGAAAAAUCAAAGAAGAAAAGGAUUCAACAAUCUCUAGAUACAAGUGAUUCAAGGGCCUUUCCGAUUGAAAUUAUUGAAUUAAAAGUGUCAUACGUAGGAGAAAAGAUAUCAUUGGUGAGUAUGAAAUGUAGGAAAAGAAGAGACACGAUGGUCAAGAUUUGUGAGGUUUUUGAAUCUUUGAACCUCAAUGUUGUCAUUGCCAACAUCACUGCUUUUCCUGAGACCCUUUUCAAGACACUCUUCAUUCAGGUUUGCACUAGAAAACAUACACUUAGGUGGGGUGUUCUUGACUGGAAAAACGAAGAAGAGAAGGAAUGCAGAGAUGAUUCAAUGGAUGAUAUUGGUGAGAUUCCAAUUCUAUUGGAAUGGAAUCACGAAUUCCAAUUCUAUUGGAUUGGAAAGACGGAUUCCAAUUCUGUUGGAAUCACAGAUGUUGAUGCUUGA
This is a messenger RNA of Lactuca saligna, 693 nucleotides long. NCBI's taxonomy places the organism in Eukaryota, Viridiplantae, Streptophyta, Magnoliopsida, Asterales, Asteraceae. The record is from the annotation of a GenBank genome assembly.